CAAUUUGCGGCGGGUGGCGCUCUUGUUUCCAACGAGGAAGUGACGCUGCGAGCAAAAAGGCUUAAAGUUUUUUCCCCCUUUUUUCUUCUUGAAAGCAACACGAAAAAGAUGCGGAUCGCCGGAGCCGCCUCGCAGACACUUUAAAGGUUGUCUCUGAUGAAUGAGCAACAAGUUUCCCACCAACUUAUCCGUACUUGCCAUCCAAGGAGUUGAAGAUUUGGCAGAGAAGAAAGCAAAAACAAAAGCAAAUGGACAUGUUUGAGCUACACCGCAUUGAAACUGAAAUUUCUGCACAAGAUGUGCUGCAGUUUUGUAUUUUAAAGUGUACCUGCAUUGAUACCAUGUUAAGUAGGUUUGGAUGACCAUUAACUGUCACAAAACCGGUCGAGGGUUCUUUAAGGACGAUACUCUAAGACUUUUUAUUAAACCAGAGAACACCUUGGUGUGGUUUGGGGAAUUGAACUCUUGUCUCCUCAGCUGCCCACUCCACCACUCCCCAGAUCUAGAUUCAUGAAAGUCAUGAGUUUGCAACCUCAACCGAAACCAAACGCAAAGAGAACAGGCAAACGUAUCACUUUCUUUAACGAUCAGGGUGUGGCAAUGAAAGAAGCCUCUCAGCAUACGGGGCCCUACUAUGGCGUCGGGGUCCCACCUUCAGGGCCAGGCCAUAAUGACAGCGGAGGUGUGGAAAGCUUCAAUCCAGAAGCAUCACGCAUGUACCAUAAUUCAGUUAUUUUCAGUCCAGAGAAGGGUGAUCAAAGCCGUGGGCAUUAUCAACAGACAAUGCCCUUGAAGUGGACACAUCAAGACCCAUCUCUGCAGCCCCAACCAAGACCAAACAGUUGGUCACAGGGUACGACCGCUUGGCAACAGAACUUUGGUCCUUACCUGACACCUCAGGCUGCUUUUGCAAAACAAAUGCACGAAGGUAUAUCAGUUCAACAACAGCAGCAGCAAUCUGAGCCAUCAGCUAUUAGGACAACCGAAAAGCAGGCUAACAUGACUGGAGAGACCUACAGGGAUGCAACUAAACCUGUCCGGGGCAUGGGGGAAUGGGAUCAGCAGCAAGCCUUUCAGCAGACACAAAAGCCUGGAAUGUUAAAUCCACAGCAGCACGGACAGUCCACCACUGGGAAUUCUGUGCUGCAACCCUUUCAGUUAGCUUUUGGACAGCCCAAGCAGAACCUAGUAGCAGGUUACUAUCAGGUAGUCCAGGGCAGUCGGACCUUACCAAAUUUGAACUAUAGUUCACAGACAAAUUCUCAACAUCAACUUCAGCAACUACAGCAACAGGAGCAACAAAAGUUAAUGCUCCAACAGCGACAGCAACAGAUAGAGCAGCAGAUACGACAACAGCAGCAGCAGCAACAACAGGUACUUCAGCGUCAAAAACAGCAGCAACAAAUACCACAGUCACUGGAGCAAGCACAUCAAUUAAAACAGACUCCACAACAGCAUAUGCAACAGAUUCAGGCACAACUGGUGCAGCAGCAACAAAAAUCGGAGCAAUCUCAUCAAAACCAACAUGCAUUGGGAGUUUACUCUGAUGGCCAGCAGCCACAUGCUCCUUUGCUUAAUCAGCAUCACCCCUCGUUAUCAGGACAAUCCCAGGAGACUACAGAUCCUUCAUCAACCCAGGCACAGGAAUCGGUUCCCCAGCCUCCUGCAGCUGUUUCACAGCAAGCCAUCGAAACCCAACAGCCUGGACCACGGAGAUCCCGUCGGCUUUCAAAAGAGGGUGGAGGACCUGCCUCAGACAACCCAUUUGUUAUACCGUCUGAUCUUCAUGCUCAGGGUUCUCAGAACGGGGCUUCUGAGACCUCUAUGGUGCAAGACAUUCGGGCCGCUCCAACUGGUGUAAUCCAGAGCACUCGGCGGAAGAGGAGAGUGUCACAAGAGGCCAACCUAGAAACCCUGGCUCAGAAGGCUUCAGAAAGAGAAUCUCUUCCCUCACGUAAUGUCAAGCAAGAGCCACACAGGCCUUGGAGUCCGCCUGUUGUCCCGACAGGUCCUGGUCGAGGGGCAGCUGAGGUGGAUCAGGUGAGUGCCAAGCGGCCCAGAGACGACAGCCUCAUGCCAUUGGUCAUUCCAGUCUCUGUACCAGUGAGGCAGACUGACUCCUCAUCCCCGGAUCAUGAGCAGGCUUCCCUCUCCGUUAGCUGGCCUUUGCGGCCUUCUGACAUGAGCUGCUCCAAUUACCAGCCCUCUGUGAUUGUUACACGACGGCGCUCGCUGAGGAACUCCCCAUCUGAGAGCACGGGCCAGAAUGGCGGAGCAGAGAGCGGGAGUGAAGCUGACAGCAAAUCAGCCAAAGCCAAACGACGUCCUCGUCCAGAACCGCUCUUUAUCCCCCCACCCAAACUUGGCACUUUCAUCGCCCCACCGGCCUACUCCAGCAUCACACCCUUCCAGAGUCACCUACGAUCUCCUGUCCGAUUGGUGGACAACCCCCUCAACAUGCCGCCUUACACUCCUCCGCCCAUCCUCAGCCCGGUUCGAGAGGGUUCGGGUCUUUACUUCUCCACGUUCUUGUCGGCUGCGGCUGCUGCAGCUGCUGCUGCUAAUAAUCAGGUGCUGCCCCCGCCUGCCACUCCCAAAUCAGCCACCCGCAGCCUUCUGCGCUCAAACAGCAGCGAUAUUACCCCUCCAGUUCUCUCAGCUAUAAGUGAAGCUACACCUGUCAGCAUUGAGCCUCGGAUAAACAUUGGAGUGCGGUAUCAAGCGGAGGUCCCCGAGCUGAGAGAGCGAUCGGCAGCGCUGCACGACCUACACAAGGCUGAACUGGUGUGGGCGCCACUGCCUGACCUAGAGGCCAGUGCUCAGCAACAGCAAAAAGUGAAUGACCUCAUGCACCUGGCCUGUUCAAGUGCGUUAUUCGGAGGAGGGACCAAUCAGGAGCUGGCCAUGCACUGCCUGUAUGAGUGCAAGGGUGACAUCAUGGGAACCCUCACACAUCUGCUAUUAAAAAAAAACAUCUUUUCCAAAUCGCACCCUCUGGCUGACUACCACUACUCUGGCUCUGACAGCUGGACGCCAGAAGAGCGACGGCUCUUUAACAAAGGCAUCGCUACUUACAAGAAGGACUUCUUCAUGGUCCAGAAACUGGUGAGCUCCAAGACUGUAGCACAGUGUGUGGAGUUUUACUACACAUAUAAGAAGCAGGUGAAGAUCGGCAGGAACGGCACGCUCGUAUACGGAGAAACAGAGCCGCUGGAGACUAAACCCACAACAGAGGAGGAAGUGGACAACAAAAGUUCACAGAAACUCGAAUCACGGAAAGAAGAUGAGGAGAGCAGGAAGUGGGAAGGGUCAUGUGACAGGAAGCAAGAAGACAGCCCCGGCAGGGUGACACAAUCUCUACAGGCCACCGAAAAUGCUGCUGCCGUCUUGGUCUUGAGUCAGGAGAACAGCACCAGACAUCCGUCCACAUUGGGGGUCAGUCAUCCUCCUCAUCCACCUCAACCACCAUCCAAAUCUCGCUCCGACACUGCUGCCAGGAAAACUGGGCCCAGCAACACAGGAAAGGGACAAACCAACCAAGAGGGCGAAUUCCCCUGCAAGAAGUGUGGCAGGAUCUUCUAUAAGGUGAAGAGCCGCAGUGCCCACAUGAAGAGUCACGCCGAGGCGGAGAAGAAAGCGGCGGCGCUCCGGCAGAGAGAGGCCGAGCAGCGGGCAGCAGCCGCCUUGUUAGCGGCCCAGCAGAACGGGGCGAUGGCAGAUCAGGGCAGAGGGAGGAGAGCGAGCAGCGACGACUCUUCUGAUGAAGACGAGGAUGCAGAUGAUGAAGACUGGCGCUAGCUAACAAUCCCCUGCCCACGACGAAACAAAAGAUAAAAAACAUAUUUAUUUUUACCUUACCAGCCAACAAGACCCAUCCCAAAAGAACAGUUUCAGGGACUGGCUCACUCCCGUAUAAUGUGUGUGUGUGCGUGUGUGUUACGUGUGUAUGAGGCGGAUAAAGACAGAGACCGAUGCUGUAGAGGCAUUCAGGGGCUUCGUGUUCAGAUAUAGGGCUAUUGGGAGUGUAAGCCAUGCCAUCUCAGUGUGAAUGUGUGUGUGUCUGCGUGCGUGCGUGUGCAAAAUGCACUUUUAGACUCAUGGACACACACUGAUCUGUGCACAGAACUCACUCACUGUUCACUGCUGUGAAAUGGACGCCGAAGGACACAAAAGCAAGUGUGUGUGUGCGUGUAUGUGUGUGUGUUUUCUCCUCCUUUUCCGAAACGAAGAUAUCUUUUUCUUCCACGUGACUGACUGCCAAACGCUUGCACAACUGUGCUUGUACGCCUGGUCUUGAUCUCCAGUGCUGUAAUUACGGGCUUUCUGUUUUUGAGCAUCUUAAAGGUAUAGUUCAUCCCAAAUGGAAAAUUCAGGCAGGCGUCACCCUUAUGUCGUUCCAGAAUAAUACUCCUUUUUUCUGUAGAACACACAGAUUAGCAGAACGUUCAUGUUGUUCUGUGCCAUUCAUCGCAAAUAUAACCCAAGGGCUUUUCAUCUUCAAAAGAGACGAAAAAAAAUCAUAAGUACUUCAGAUAACUAUGCGGAUUUUCAAAUCUUUUGAAGCCACAAAGUCGUCUUGACAUAGUGUUUUAACUGAAACUUAUCAAAAAAGGAUGAUUAUGGCUGGUUUUUCCUUUAAUAGUAGCUUUUUGUUAAAGAUUUCAAGAAACAUUUGACCUGUUUUAUGCACCACAGCCAAACAAAACUGGGGUUUAUUUCAUUUUUGCAGUCUUGGAUAAUGAAUAAUCUGUCCAAAAUGUAGUUUUCUCUUUAAUAUAACAAAGUCUUAAAAUAAAGUGCUGAGAAAGACACUUAAAUUAAAUAUAAAUGCUUAUUUAAAAAAAAAAAAACAUCUAAAUUUGCAAAUCAUGGAGAAAAAAAAUAAAUGCACAAACUGAUAAAUAUUAAACAACCAUAGUAUAGGAUGUAAUCAUAGAAAACACUGCACUUUACUAAAGCUUGAAGGCCCAGUAGUUGCAAAAGAGCAGCUUGAACAUUCUGCUUAAUGUCUUAUUUCUUCCCACUCUCAAAAUAAGCGGUUGGAAAGAUCUAAUGUAAGGGGAUUAAAUCUAUAAUUAUUCUUUUUGGAACAAACUUUAAAAAAUCAUCUAAAUUUGAAGGUCAUGGGGAAAAAAACAUUGAGUUAAAAAUGUAUGCACAAGAGCAAGCUGAUAGAUAUCAAACAAGCAUAGUAUGCGAACACACAAAGAAACACUGCCAUGUGCUACAUUUAGAUAUGUGUACAGGCAGACAUAAAAGCUAUGAUUAUUACUUGUUAAUAAUAAAAUAUAUAUUUUUAGUUAAACAAAUGCAUGAUAGGAGCUCUGGAAAGCUUUAAAUAUGGUAAACAAUUAGAAUAAACCACUUUUAUUGUUACUUUUUUGACUUUCUAAAGCUUGAAGGCCCGGUAGUUUUUUUUACUGGGAAAAAAGGUUGAAUUGAUAAUAUAUGCACAAAAACAAAUUGAUUGAUAUUAAACAAGCAUCGUAUAGUAUGUAAUCAUAGAAAAAACAAUGCACUUUACUGCAUUUAGAUAUGUGUGUACAGGCAGGCAUGAAAGUUACGAUUUAUUAUUUGUUGAUAAUAAUAAAAUAUAUAUAUAUAUUUCCCCCCCAGAAACUUCAAACAUGGUAAACGAUUUGAAUAAACCACUUUUAUUGUUACUUGUUUUUGUCUUUCUAAAGCUUUAAUGCCCAGUAUUUGGAAAAGAGCAAUUUGAACAUUCUGCUUAACGUCUUAUUUUUCCCCACUCCUAAAAUAAACAUUUGGAAAGGUCUAAGGUGAUUAAAUGUAGAAUUGUUCUCUUUUUUUUUUUUUGGAAAAAACUAUAAAAAAAAAAAAUACAAAUUUGUAAAAAUAUGGGGAAAAUAAGGUUGAGCUAAAAAUGUAACAACAAGAACAAACUGAUAAAUGUUAAACAACCAUAGUAUAGGAUGUAAUCAUAGAAAAAACAUCGCAAUUUACCACAUUUAGAUAUGUGUGUACAGGCAGGCAUGAAAUCUGUAAUUUAUUGUUUGUUAAUAAUAAAAUAUAUUUUAUUUGGUCAAACAAAUGCAUUAUUGGAGCAACAGAAAGCUUUAAAUAUGGUAAACAAUUAGAAAAAAAACCUUUUUAUUAAUACUUUUUUGGUCUUUUUAAAGCUUGAAGCCCCAGUAGUUGAAAAAGAGCAGCUUGAACAUUCUGCUUAAUGUCUUUUUUUCCUCCCCACUCCCAUAAUAAGCGUUUGGAAGAUCUAAUGUAAGGGGAUUAAAUCUAGAAUUUUUCUCUUUUUUUGUAAUAAACUAUAACAAAAAACAUCUAAAUUUGUAAAAAUAUGGGGAAAAUAAGGUUGAGUUAAAAAUAUAAACACAAGAACAAACUGAUACAUAUUAAACAAGCAUAGUAUAGUAUGCACACAUACAAAAAAAAACUGCAAUUUACUACAUUUAGAUAUGCGUGUACAGGCAGGCAUGAAAGCUACGAUAUAUUAUUUCUUGAUAAUAAUAAAAUAGAUUUUUUAGUUAAACAAAUGCAUUAUAGUAGCACCAGAAAUCUUUAAAUAUGGUAAACAAUUAGAAUAAACCACUUUUAUUGUUACUUUUUUUUUUGUCUUUCUAAAGCUUGAAGGCCCGGUAAUUCUAAAAGGGCAGCUUGAAAAUUCUGCUUAACGUCUUAUUUUUCCCACUCUUAAAAUACACAUUUAAAAAGAUCUAAUGUCGUGUUUCUCAACCACGUUCCUGGAGGACCACCAGCUUUGCACAUUUUUUUCAUGUCUCUUAACCAAACACACCUGAUUCAGAUCAUCAGCUCAUUAGCAGAGACUGAAAGACCUGUAAUAGGUGUGACAAAGGAGACAUGCAAAACAUGCAGUGUUGGUGGUCCUCCAGGAGCAUGGUUGAGAAACCCUAAUCUAAGGUGAUGACGUGGUUCUAGAAUUUUCCUCCUUUUUUUGAGAUGAACUAUUCCUUUAGUAUAAACUGGUGACCUCGCUGAUGCCUUCGAUGUUUUCGACACUUUCUAUCUUUACAAGACAAUCACUUUUACAAACGUUCUUUUAUAUAUACAACGGUUGUCCUUGAUAUAAUCAUUGGCUGUUAGUAGUGUCACUAUCAGCUUUGUAUUGUUUUAUUAUUAUGUAAAGGGGGGGUUGGAGGUAAUUCUUUUUCUCAUUUGACUUUUAGUUUUGCUACCUGCGUUGAAUUUGAAGAUAACAAACACUCGCUGAGAGCAUGAUUAUAUAUAAAAAACACACUCCAAGUGCAAUAUAGCAAUAGCGGGACUCGUGUUGAGUUCCCACCCACUCGACGACUUAUUUGAUCUCCUUCUCAGCAUCUUUGAACAAAAAAAGUAUUAGAUAAUCAAGUUAUAUUUUAGUACAAGAACAAACGCGAGUGGUUGGUGAGUUUUAAGGGCAGUUGUACAGUAGAAGCAGCUCGGGUUUCUGUCUCUCCGCUGGCCAAACACUUAAGCACUUGGCUUCGUUUCUAUGGCAGCAAAGAGUCUUCUUUUUAAAAGAGAGACACACUGGGGAUUCAACGCCAACAGUAACGGCUCCAAUUAUUGCUGAUAACACACAAGUCUUCUAUGCAGCGUGCGUAUGUGUGUGUGCGUGUGAGAGAAAGAGCGUAUUCAUGUGUUUGUGUUUAUUUUGCAUGCGUGGUUGUGUGUAGUUGAUCACCGAUACUCAAAAACUGUUUCAAACUCAAAAGCCAAGUGAGAAAAAGAAGAUAUUUAAUGUCUUUUUCUUAAUUUUUUUUGAAAACAAAUAUAAAUAUAUAUAUUAUAUUCUUGUUGACAUAUGUGAAAAGACUGAUUCGCUCGAAUAUGAAGAUAUGGGCAUUUUGUUGAAAUGGUUUAGCCAAGCUUUUUUGUUAUUGUUAUCGAUGUUGUGUUUUGUUGUUGUUGUUGUUGAAAUAUGAAAUUGAAUUGGAGGGAAUUGUAAAGGGUGAACCUCCCGUUUCUGUCUUUUCAUUCAGCCAAGGGAAAUUUCUUCUGCAGAGGAAUGUUAAGUAUGAUAAAGGCUUCUUAAGACUGUAUAUGCACACUUUCUAUGCUAUUUUCAUAGGGGCUUGUACACUAAUGACGGCUGUGGAGAGAAACUCUGAAGUGCUUUUUACUACAGUGUAACUUAUUGUGUUUCAGUUGUGUUUUCCUCAUGUGUUUUAGAAUAAUAAACAAGGAAAAACACAAUAAACAUGACCAUUUGUAACAGUA
Danio rerio (zebrafish) is the source of this 8193-nucleotide messenger RNA. The record is from RefSeq and is a predicted model, not a curated record. Lineage: Eukaryota; Metazoa; Chordata; Actinopteri; Cypriniformes; Danionidae.